Molecule: messenger RNA, 1227 nt
Organism: Ceutorhynchus assimilis (cabbage seed weevil)
Lineage: Eukaryota; Metazoa; Arthropoda; Insecta; Coleoptera; Curculionidae
Source: the annotation of a GenBank genome assembly
GCAUUAUGAUUGGCCGAAAUUUUACUAUAUAAGCUGACGUAAUCAUUUCCAGUCCUCUUUCUUUAGUUUUCAUCAGUCGAAGAAGGUUAUCAGUAGAAAUGGCGGACGCAGCUCCAGCCAGUGGACGAGGCGGAUUCAGAGGAGGUUUUGGCGGAGGCGCCGGAGGCGGCAGAGGUGGUCGUGGUGGCCGUGGCAGGGGCAGAGGCAGGGGACGCGGACGCGGUCGCGGCAAGGAGGACGCAAAAGAAUGGGUCCCUGUUACCAAACUGGGACGUUUAGUCCGUGACGGAAAAAUCAGGUCCUUAGAGGAAAUCUAUCUUUUCUCGCUUCCCAUAAAGGAGUUUGAAAUUAUCGAUUUUUUCAUUGGGAGUGAUUUGAAUGACGAAGUACUUAAAAUCAUGCCAGUCCAAAAACAAACCCGUGCAGGUCAACGUACCAGGUUCAAGGCCUUUGUAGCUAUAGGAGAUAGCAAAGGCCACAUUGGCUUAGGAGUCAAAUGCAGCAAAGAAGUGGCAACAGCAAUCCGUGGUGCCAUCAUUCUAGCAAAACUGUCAGUAGUACCUGUCAGGAGAGGGUACUGGGGCAACAAAAUUGGGCAACCUCACACCGUACCUUGCAAGGUUACAGGCAAAUGUGGCUCAGUUACAGUACGUUUGAUUCCAGCACCUCGCGGUACUGGCAUCGUAUCUGCUCCAGUUCCAAAAAAACUACUCCAAAUGGCCGGUAUUGAAGAUUGCUACACUUCAGCUAGAGGUUCUACUGGUACUUUGGGUAACUUUGCAAAAGCAACUUAUGCAGCCAUUGCCAAGACCUAUGCCUACUUGACUCCAGACUUGUGGAAGGAGAUGCCACUGAGUCGCACCCCUUACCAAGAGUUCGCCGAUUAUUUGGCCAAGAACCACCGUGUGGUUAUUGCACCUACAAGGAGCGACGCCAACUAAAUGGGGCCACCACAGCAACAGCAGCAACAACAACAAUGGUUUUAUUUAUUUAUUUAAAUAAAAUCAACUUUAAAAGAUUUCAAAGUUUUUUAAUUUAGUUCCAAAUUAAUCAAAAGUGUGUUCUGUUUAGAGUAGCCCGAAGAAAACGCUACGUUUCAUAAAUGCCUCAUCAAACAAACGGCUAAUUUAUGAAUUACAGAAAUCUGUAAUUGAAUUAAGUAGGCCUUGUAAUAUAUUGAAUUUGUAUUUGUAAUAAAACGUUUAGUUUUUGUGUUCCUUGAUUCGA